Messenger RNA from Gymnodraco acuticeps, 1482 nucleotides. It is a transcript of the gene ctc1, whose product is annotated as CTS telomere maintenance complex component 1. Gene Ontology annotation, biological process: positive regulation of DNA replication; telomere maintenance via telomere lengthening. Lineage: Eukaryota; Metazoa; Chordata; Actinopteri; Perciformes; Bathydraconidae. The record is from RefSeq and is a predicted model, not a curated record. Gene Ontology annotation, cellular component: CST complex. Gene Ontology annotation, molecular function: single-stranded DNA binding; telomeric repeat DNA binding.
AACAUCCUGUGUGUGACCGAGCGCUCUGAAAUGCACACCGACUACACACACCCCGCUGCACACACAUACACACCUGCCGCCACGGCCCCCCCGCCGGUGAUGUCACAGGUCGAGGACUGCGAGGAGGCGGAGCCCGAGAGAGACACCGGCCAAUCGGCUGCCAGGAUGAAGAAGUCUCGAGUCAUCAGUUACCAGGGCACCGUGACUGAGGUGGUGAGCGAGGGGGCGGGGCUGUACGUGAUGGACAGGAGGGUGGGGCUGUGCCUGGCCUAUCAGCCGGCUCUGAGGAGGAAGCUGAGAAUUGGAGACACUUUGGAGCUCCAUCACGUCCACUUCCUGUACCGGCCCUGUCCCGACUUCCUUCCCAGCAUGCUUUGUACCUGCCUGCGCUCCAGCGUCAGGGUGACGUCCUUCAGCGGGGGUUGGGCGGGGGGGGUUGCUACCACGGUUACUGCACACCUCCACCUGCCCGGGGGAUGGAACGUUGCCACGGUUACUGCUGCAGGGGGGAAGGGGCGUUUCCGAAUACCUGUGGAGCGCUCACCUGAGUUCAAAGCUGCAGCACAGCUGAUGGAGUGUGUGUGGAGAGGACAAGAAGGACAGAGGAGAGACAUUUAUUGCGAGAUGCUGGACGAGCCCCACUCCUGUCCUCUGACUCAGUACAGGGCGGACCCAGCUGUCCCUCAGGUGUUCAGUGUCUCUGCUCUGAUUGAAGGUCUUCAGACAGACAGCUGGUCCUCAGUGUCUCUGCGCUCUCUGCUGCCCCCUGGUGGAGGUCUGUCCUCGUCUCAGAUCAACUCAGCUCUGUCCUGGUCCUGCAGGACGCUGACCUCUGACCCCCCUAGAGACACAUCCAGACGCCCCCUGGUGGUCGGGGUGCUGGAGUUGCCGUCUCCGGCGGGACAGGCGCUGCAGCUCAGAGACGGGACAGGGACCGUGGCCUGCGUCGUCACGGAAACCAGCGAGGGAGGGGGUCAGAGUGUGGCCUUCAACACCGCCUGGAUAGGUUGUCUGGUGUGUGUGGAAAAGUUCACCAUGGUGACGGAGAGAUUCCUCCAAUCAGAUUUCCCCUCCGACCAACAUCUGGACCAGGACAAGUACAUCACACACAAACACUGCAGGUUUUACCUGCAGUUUUCUCUGGAUCAGCUCCACAUCCUGAGCCCGUCCAUCGCUAUGGAGACUCACCUGAGGGGGGCGGAGCCAGGCGGUGAUGUCACAGAGGAAGAGGAGGAGCCGUCAGGCGGCAAGAGAAGAAGAAGAGGAGACCCCCGGCCCUGCGUCUCCAUGGUGAUCAGGGUGCAGCAGAAAGAGGGCGUUGCUCUGAGGAACUCGGGGGCGGGGUCACACCAGGAGGAGGCGGGGCUAACAGCAAGCUUCUCCGUCACAGCGGCUGUGAUUGGUCCGGUGGUCAGCUGGGGGCGGGACCCGAAGAACAGACCAUUGACAGACAGGGAGGCAGAGCCAGAGAGGAAGGACAAG